CUGGCCAUAUCAAACUCCUGUCAGGCAUUUUGUUACCAGCCUACUCCGAUUCGCUAGCCAUUGUUGCCUGGUGUCGGUUCCACUUCGGAAAUUAGCCUAGACUCUAGAUAGGGCUAAGUAUAUUUGCAAUUUUGCACUUUCGUUCCUCCACUUUGAACCUCUUUCAAAGCACAAAUUUUGUAACCAUUCAAUCUUUUAUUGCGAACUCCUCAAACGUGCUAUUCCUUCACAGGCUGCUUAUAUCUCGCCGUAAGCAGCCUGCGCUUCCACACGCAAAAAGGCUUAAACGAGGUCUACUCAAAGUAGAGCAUCGUGGUUGACAAUACCACCAGCAACAAGCACCACCACACUGCGCGUCAGUUCCAGCGAACGAAACACGAUCCACGCCGACAGAGAAUCCCAAAUUUGUUUCUGAUACAAAGACAAAGAAAGGUCCUUCCAAAAGGGUUCAACGAUUUUGCAUUCUGCAAAAGUUCAGAUUGGUAAUGAAGCCUGCCCAACUGACCGACCGACCGCGUUUACUUCAGAAAUUCUGACUGAGGACACAGUAGGGUACUCGAAAUUGCACGUUGUAUUUGGACAAUUUAAUAAAGGUUAGUUACUUGCCAUCUGUUUUCUUCUCAGCAGUUAUCACCCUUAUCUUCACUCUUUGGUUUUCCAAUGCCCAUUUCAGUCGAAGUUCCGACGUGAUCAAGGACCUCUACUGGUGGUCAUCUCUGAUUGCUGGCAAGCGGGCCCUACGCGUGUCUAAUUCACCAUUGGGCAGCCAAGUGGCGACGCGUUUCCCGCAGAAUGCAUUUCCGCGAAUAUCACCUCGACCCACUGUCGAGCGAACCAUUCUAUCAACUCCACCAUCCCAUUGCAACAACAACAAUAACCCUCGUCCGAGUCGACCCUCCACCAGAGGAGAGCGACAAAAUGGAGCCCUCGUACAAGAGCAGAACGAUUGGUUCGGAUCUCCUUACCAGCAAAUGCGCAGACCUCAUUGAGAUGCGGGAGGACAACAAUCCAGAAGACGCCGCCGAAAUAGCACUACUAUUAAGCGAAGUCCGCAAGGAAUGGACCAAAUGUCUGAACAAAGUUUUCCGCCAAUUCUUGGAGUCUCUGCGAUGUCGGCUAUGCUGCAUCGAACCAAUGCCUCUUCACGUCGUUCUUCAAUUCGAGCGAGAAUACUCUCUAAGAUUCAGCGCGACCUUGAAUGCCAUGAGGGGAGUGGUCAAGCAUCCUGAAAAGAUGAUAGAUGGAAUUGGUCCGGACGAUCAGGUCUGGGAAAUGUUGCACGGAAUAAAGGUCGAAUGGUGGCAGCAUCAUCUUGCAGACCGACACAGAGGUGAGCUCAUCUAAGGAUUUUAACUUGAAGUUCUUAAGAAGACUAAUAUGUUUCAUUCAAAGCACCCAAUCUUGCAAACCACAAUGGCAUCCCUCAGCAUCACGUAAGUCAAUACAAACAUUGAAUAAUUGAGGGAUCGAGGUUGACCCGGUUACAGCUCAUCCCAUCGACACCAGUCGUCUUAUGGCGCCAUCAAAGCUUUAUCUUUCCACCCGCUCCUGAUGUUGUGAAAAUGAAGCGAGACUGGCUAGCAAAGAUUCAAAGUUUGUAUCCUAACUUCUUGAAACCUCGAACAGGACCCCAAACAAAACCUGCUGCCUCGAAACAAAAUACGCUCGGAAUGAAGGAAGGACAACUCCCGACGGAAGGCUGCUCGCAACCCGAGAAACAAGACUCUGUAGCCAGCUUAGUCCAUCAUUCCCCGGAAUUGACCGACCGCUCCCACCCCUCACAAGCAUCGAAGGCUUCAUACCCGACAUUGCAUUCACCUGUAUUCUCCCAAGAUGCUUCGGAUUCUGAAGAACCAACGGAGCCUUCGGGUCCAAUUCCAGUGGUUCCACCUCCUCAGUCUAAUGAAGACCAUCCAAGCAGCAAGGGUGCCACUGAUUUGAGAACGAAAUCAAUACAAGCACCUGGAAGUCAAUCGGAGGCAGCACCGAAUACGCAAUCUACCGCAGUUAUUAGAGAUGAAGCACCUCUAGCUUCCCAAGAGGCAGCGGAGUCUCUAAGCUCUUAUUCGCCAUAUCGAACUUAUGCUCUAUUAGAGAACCCAUACAGACGACCCGGAGGUCCUUCGGGGUUGCUACCAAAUCCAUAUGCAAGAUUAUCACGUCAAUUUGAACAAGUUUCGACCAACCGACUAAUUAGUAUGAGCAUAGGUCCCAACCUGGAACUCCCCUCGGCAUCGGAUGAGAAGGAACAAGACCAAUCUGGAAGCCCAAGUAAACAUACGCCAGGAAUUGCUACUCAACCGAAGGAGCCUGAGAGAACAUCCGUUAAAACAACAACUACCAACAAUCGCAACGUGGCCAUCGAAUCUCCGUCGCUUGCUCUGAGCACAAAAAACACAGCAACUGCCCCAACACAAGCCAAAACACAGGCUCCAGUAGCACACAAGUCCCAACGAUUGGAUCCCCAAAAAGAGAUAACCAGUCCAGGUGCAGCAAUUUCAAAUUCAGCACGUCGCCAAGAAAUCUCAAGCAACAAAUCCUUUGGCACCAGCAUGGCGAAGUCCAGUGGUCAACCCCCAGAGAACAUAGGAGAAAAGCUCAAAGAUAAUCAAAGUGCUAGCAACGAAUCUGGCAUUGGUCAAACUGCUAUCAAUCAAGCGGAGGGCAACCGACCCGCCACUAGAGCUAGUACCAACAAAGCCGCCAACAAUCAAGCUGCCACUGAUCUAGGUGGUAUCAGUCGAUCUGCCACCGAUUCAGCUGGUAUCGAGCAACCUGCCUCCAAGGGAUCUGUCACCAAACGAAGACUCAAUCCAGCAGCCCUAGAUCGCGACAGUAUGAUCAAGGCGGUAUUCAAAGAUCGCAUUGAACCCCCAUUACCUCCAUCCUCGAUUUCCGAUAUGGGAGAGGCUGAGGAUACGGACGGCCCACUCAAGAAGAAACAACGUGAGGAGGUCAUCAAGCCAUUUGAACCUGAAAAGUAUGGUAUUAGUUUCACCCCAAUGUCGAAGGCAGACCGUGCCAGAUUUGCGUACCUUAUCGACCCCCCAAAGAAACCAGCACCACCCGAAGUACGAAGUGAUCCACCAAAGAACAGAGCUGCUAAGGAGGGAAGCAUGGGAGGAAGCGUGGGAGGAUUGAAACAAUCGGUCGAGGGAGGCGAUUCGGCAACGGGACCAGACGAGGGCAUGCAUACGUUCGUGAAGUUGGAAGAAGCGGAAGAACGUCGCGACCCUACUAUCGGACUCGCCGCCGGGGAUGUAUCAAAGGACGUUGUAGAAGGUGGUAAAGUCAAAGUCGAAUCGGAUGACCAAGGUUCCUCGACGAACGUAACAAGCACUGAACACCGAAACAAAAUCGAAGAUUUUGACGCUCCAUUCGGAAAGAAAUGA
Hymenoscyphus albidus is the source of this 3392-nucleotide messenger RNA. Lineage: Eukaryota; Fungi; Ascomycota; Leotiomycetes; Helotiales; Helotiaceae. The record is from the annotation of a GenBank genome assembly.